AUGAACCGCCUCGCUCAGUUUCAAGCGGCUUGUGGUCUCACUUUGAUUGGUGAUGUGCCGGCGCCGGGGUCCGACAAGUUGGGUCCGGCGCGGGUCACCGUCACGGAGCCUCCAUCGGAGCAGAGCGUCCAGGCGGCGAAGAAAUUAGAGGAGUUCUACGAUUUAGUUGCCGCAGCCGGCGGUGCCGUUGAACGUGUCACUGGAUUGACGCGAGAAAUUGCCGCAAAACACUCGGAGAUCAUGAGUACGUUUGAUCUCAUGAAGAGCAGCUCCAUGCGGCAGGAGGUGGAGGCGUUGACGCAACAACUCAACGCCUCCGCGCAAGCCUCUGCUGAAAUCCUUGAGACAAUGAAGAGGGAGACGGACAAACUAAAGGCAACUCCCGAGAUGGAGAGUCACUUUAUUGGCGUGAUACGUAUUGAGGAAAAUCAGAGGCGUUAUUUGUUAUAUCGGCUAAGCAAGGCGAUGGAGGCGUAUGAGCGACAGCAGAAUUCGGUGGAGUCGCAGUACCGCGCACAGACCGAACGGCAGAUAAAAAUCAAAUACACAAACCCUGAUGGUUCCGCGAUUGAUGAUGAGACGGCGAAGGAACUUGCCCAGGCAGUGCUGGAGAACAACACCACUAGCAGCAUUUUUCAGCAGAGUAAAGAUGUUCUGGCUCAGAUUAUCGAGACUAGGAAUGACAUCUACCACAUUGAGCGGUCGAUGCGGACACUCAACCAACUCUUCAACGAUUUGGCAUUUCUCGUGCACGAGCAAGGUGAGAUUAUGGAUGUGGUUUUGAGAAACAUCGAGACCACAACCAAAUAUGUAGAGGCGGGCAGAAAGGAGAUGAAGAAGGCACGCAAGUAUCAAAGACGCAGUAGAAGAAAACUUUGUUGCCUGGUGCUCGUUGUAGCAGCUAUUAUUGCCUUGUUUGUUUUGGCCGCUGUUUUGGGAAAAACACUCUAA
Molecule: messenger RNA, 951 nt
Organism: Trypanosoma cruzi
Lineage: Eukaryota; Euglenozoa; Kinetoplastea; Trypanosomatida; Trypanosomatidae
Product: target SNARE, putative
Exons: 1
Coding region: 1-951 (316 amino acids)
Biological process (GO): exocytosis; vesicle fusion; intracellular protein transport
Cellular component (GO): endomembrane system; plasma membrane; SNARE complex
Molecular function (GO): SNARE binding; SNAP receptor activity
Source: RefSeq, a predicted model, not a curated record